Messenger RNA from Aquila chrysaetos chrysaetos, 3403 nucleotides. RefSeq lists its product as uncharacterized. Gene Ontology annotation, cellular component: cytoplasm. The coding region runs from base 107 to 2623 and encodes 838 amino acids. NCBI's taxonomy places the organism in Eukaryota, Metazoa, Chordata, Aves, Accipitriformes, Accipitridae. The transcript is spliced from 18 exons. The record is from RefSeq and is a predicted model, not a curated record. Gene Ontology annotation, biological process: 'de novo' NAD+ biosynthetic process from L-tryptophan. Gene Ontology annotation, molecular function: indoleamine 2,3-dioxygenase activity; metal ion binding; L-tryptophan 2,3-dioxygenase activity.
UUGCAGACGCUCGGCCGGUGUGAAAGCCUUCAGCAGCUGCAGCGUAAGAGAUUUUCAGCGUUUUCUCGCCACUGGGGGAGGGCAGUGUCUGCUGAACAGGCCAGCUAUGGAUACAGCAUAUAAAGCUCCCGUGUGCGGCAACAAAGUGGUGGAGUCGGGAGAGGCUUGUGACUGCGGUACCACCGAGGAAUGCCAGCGUGACCCAUGCUGCACCAUUGGCUGCAAGAUGAGGAGAGGGGUGCAGUGCCUGUCGGGACCGUGCUGUCGGAAAUGCAAGUUUGUGAAAAAAGGCACGUUAUGUAGAAGCAGCUCUGAGGAUGAGUGCGAGUUGAAGGAAUAUUGCAACGGCACCUCUGGGGAGUGCACACCUGACCUCUGGGUCAUGGAUGGGCAUCCCUGCAGCAGGAACACCGCCUUCUGCUACCGGGGAGUCUGCCAGACAGCCAACAAGCAGUGUCAGAAGGUCUUUGGACGAGGUGCCAAGAAUGGGCCCUUGGCCUGCUACGAAGAAAUCAACAGCCAAAGGGACAGAAUGGGACACUGCGGCUCCAAUCGCCACGGUUACCGGCAUUGUGCAUGGAAGGAUCUCCGCUGUGGGAAGCUCGUGUGUGAAUAUCUGGGCUCCAAGCCCUUUACCAAAGAGAAGGCUGCGGUGAUUUAUGCUCGGGUGCAGAACACGCUGUGUGUAACGUUAGACUACAUGAAGCCUCCCACGGAAAGGGACCCCAUGCUGGUGAACGAUGGCACCGUCUGUGAUGACCACAAAAUCUGCCUGAACCAGCAGUGUGUGCCUGCCACUGUCCUGAACUAUAAAUGUGAGAUGAAGACAAAGUGCCACGAUCAUGGUGUCUGCAAUAACCAAGGGAGCUGCCAUUGCCAUCCUGGCUGGAAACCACCAACUUGCCAGGAGAAAGCCGGGGCGAAGGGUGGGGGUAGCAGCAGCCCGUCUGGAGAUGCGGGUGUCGGAGUGCAGUCCAUGGCGAGCACCGCAGGGAGGACGUUGCAGUGCAGCACGGCGGUGGAGACGACCGCAGCCCCAGGCUUGGGAGCAAAGUGGCCCGCAGCCUAUGUCACGAUCACUGUGGAUGCCCACAGGGAUGGAGAUCAAUGUUUGCUGCGCGGCAAUGCCUUAUCGGCAACCUUUAAUCUUGUUUGCUCGGACCCUCUGUCCAUUGGGCAGCCAGGCCCCGGCUCCCCCCAGGACAAGGUACGCGACCGCGGCACACGGUGCUGGCUCAGCACAUACCGGGAGCGGGGCAGCCGGUGCGUCUCCGCCGAGCCAGAGCACGUCCCGACCCUACAGCCAGCGCCAGGCGAUGGAGGCUGGCGAAGGCACAGAGGAGACCCCGCUGCCUCUGGUGCUGACACGGUUUCAGCUCUCCGAGGAGUACGGCUUCCUUCUUCCCGAUCCUCUGGUAGGAGACGGCUGUGCCACCGCGUCUGCAUGCUACAGGAGACAGAGAACGGGAAAAUAGAGGGGUUGACAGAGCUGCCGGCGCCCUACGGUCCCUGGAUGGAGAUUGCCCAUGACCUGCCUCAGCUGAUCGCCAGCCAUCGGCUCCGCUCACAAGUUCACCAGAUGCCGCAGCUGAGCACCCGGCACCUCCGAGGGCAUGAGGAGCUGCACUUGGCGCAUCUGGUGCUCAGCUUCAUCACGAUGGGCUACCUCUGGCAGGAGGGCGAGGAGGGCACCAUGAAGGUCCUGCCCCAAAAUCUCGCUGUCCCCUUCUGGGAGGUCUCGCAGGCCCUCGGCCUCCCCCCCAUCCUCAGCCACACGGACUUUGUGUUGGCCAACUGGAGGAGGAAGAACCCCAACAGGCCUCUGGAAAUUGAGAACCUGGACACUAUCAUCUCGCUGCCCGGGGGAGAGAGCCUGCGAGGCUUCAUCCUCGUCACCCUCCUGGUUGAGAAGGCAGCUGUGCCUGGGAUUAAGGCAAUCAUUCAGGCCAUUCGUGCCAUCCUGCAGCUUGAUGAGGAGACCCUGCACAAAGCCCUGCAGGAGCUGGCAGAGGCCAUCGGGGACAUGAGCAAGGCUUUGAAACGGAUGCAUGACUAUGUGGAUCCAGCAGUAUUUUAUGCUGUGAUCCGGAUCUUUCUCUCCGGCUGGAAAGAUAACCCCGCCAUGCCGGACGGGUUGAUAUACGAAGGUGUAUCUGACGAGCCCAUGGCGUACUCGGGAGGGAGCGCGGCACAGAGCACCAUCCUUCACGCUUUUGAUGAGCUCCUGGGGAUUCGCCAUAGCGAGGAGAGCACUGCCUUCCUGCACAGGAUGAGGGACUACAUGCCCCCACCCCACAGAGCCUUUGUGGAGGAGAUCCACCGUGCCCCCUCCCUGAAGCAGCAUGUGCUCUCCUCUGGAGACGCACGGCUCUGCACGGCUUUCAACCGGUGCGUCUCAGCACUGGCAGAGUUCAGGUCCUACCACAUCACCAUUGUCACCAAGUACAUCACCGUUGCGGCGGCCAAAGCCAAGGCUGGGCAGGCAGACGCGGGUGACAGGGCUGGCCCCUCUGCGGUGAAGCCCCCGUCCGCGCUGGAGGCCAAAGGGACCGGCGGGUCCCACAUCUUCAGCUUCCUGAAGAGCGUCAGGGACACCACCAGGGAAGGGAUGAUAAGUGCCUGACUUGCCCUGAGGGUUUGCAAGGCACUGCUGAAAGCGGGUGCAGAAGGCCAAACGGCUCCAGCGCGUGUCUGCGGCGCACGAGCCAACAUCCGACCACAGCGACCUUCACCGAAAACCUCCUCUCAGCAGCACCCUUCCCGCUUGCAUGCAUCUGGGACAUGGGGAACGUGCUCUGGGUUGUCGAGGGAGGAGAGGACUGCUGCUGAUAACCCCCCAAAGGCACACAGUGAGCACAGCAUCCUUCCGCGGCACCGGGAUGGGCACAGCAUCCUUCCACGGCACUGGGAUGGGCACAGCAUCCUUCCAUGGCACUGGGAUCAGCACAGCAUCCUUCCACAGCACCGGGAUGGGCACAGCAUCUUUCCACGGCACCGGGAUGGGCACAGCAUCCUUCCACGGCACUGGGAUGGGCACAGCAUCCUUCCACAGCACCGGGAUGGGCACAGCAUCCUUCCAUGGUACUGGGAUCAGCACAGCAUCCUUCCACGGUACCGGGAUGGGCACAGCAUCCUUCCACGGCACCGGGAUAGGCACAGCAUCCUUCCACAGCACUGGGAUGGGCCCAGCAUCCUUCCAUGGCACCGGGAUGGGCACAGCAUCCCUCUCUGGCACCGGGAAUUGCUGUGUCCCUCCAAGCCCUGCUUGCUGCACCCCCCCAGGCUCUCUCUCUGCGACCCCCCCCGGGGGUCGGGGCUGCCGCUCCGCUGCGGGGACCGCAGAGGGGGGCUGGAGGUGGCUUGGGGUUCCGCGACCCUAAUAAAGCAGCGGUUCCCAAACCCA